Prionailurus viverrinus (fishing cat) is the source of this 5537-nucleotide messenger RNA. It is a transcript of the gene NAIP, whose product is annotated as NLR family apoptosis inhibitory protein. Gene Ontology annotation, cellular component: IPAF inflammasome complex. Gene Ontology annotation, biological process: defense response to bacterium; detection of bacterium; pyroptotic inflammatory response. The record is from RefSeq and is a predicted model, not a curated record. NCBI's taxonomy places the organism in Eukaryota, Metazoa, Chordata, Mammalia, Carnivora, Felidae. The transcript is spliced from 15 exons. The coding region runs from base 139 to 4344 and encodes 1401 amino acids. Gene Ontology annotation, molecular function: ATP hydrolysis activity; cysteine-type endopeptidase inhibitor activity involved in apoptotic process; ATP binding.
UCCCAGUGAACUGCGCAAUUUGAGUUUUGGUUCCUCAAAUGUUUUCUCAGUGCUUCCCAUUAAAGGGCUAGCACAGAGGCUCUGCCACACACUCUCCUUCCUUCUGAGUGGGACCCCGGACGGACAAGCCUCUCAAAAAUGGCGGCCCAGGAGGCGGCCCAGGAGGAUAGGAUUUCCGAGUUUGAUUUUGCUUUGCUCCCGGAGCUGUCUGCUUUUCUCGGCAUAGAUACAGUUCAGUUCGCCAAAGAAAUGGAAGAAGGAUUUCAGAAGGAACGAGAAAAAAUGCAGAAAGGCUUUAACUCACACAUGCGCAGUGAAGCAAAAAGGUUGAAGAGUUUUGUGACCUAUGAGCACUACAGCUCAUGGACGCCACAGGAGAUGGCAGCAGCCGGGUUUUAUUUCACUGGCGUAAAAUCUGGGAUUCAGUGCUUCUGCUGCAGCUUAAUCCUCUUUGCUGCCGGCAUCCACAGACUCCCCAUAGAACUUCACAAGAAGUUUCGUCCACGUUGUGAGUUCCUUUUGGGCAAAGAUGUUGGUAACGUUGGCAAGUAUGAUAUAAGAGUCAAGAAUCCAGAGAACAUGCUGAGAGGCGACAAAGCAAGGUACCAGGAAGACAGGGCCAGACUCGAAUCCUUCCAGAACUGGCCAUUUUACGUGCAAGCGGUAUCCGUGAGGGACCUCUCAGCUGCUGGCUUUGUCUUUACAGGUAAACGGGACACUGUGCAGUGUUUUUCCUGUGGUGGAUGCUUAGGAAACUGGGAAGAGGGAGACGAUCCUUGGAAGGAACAUGCCAAGUGGUUCCCCACAUGUGAAUUUCUUCAAAGUAAGAAAUCCUCAGAGGAAAUUGCACAGUAUAUCCAAAGCUACAAGGGAUUUGUUGGUGUCACGGGAGAACAUUUUGUGAAUUCCUGGGUCAAGAGAGAGUUACCUAUGGUGUCAGCGUAUUGCAAUGACAACAUCUUUGCUAAUGAAGGACUACGACUGGAUUCUUUUAAGAGCUGGCCCCACGCGUUCCCUGCAGGAGUUUCAGCUCUGGUCAGAGCAGGUCUUCUCUAUACAGGCAUGAAGGACAUCGUCCAGUGUUUCUUCUGCGGAGGAUGUAUGGAGAACUGGAAGGAAGGUGAUGACCCAUUAGAAGAUCAUGCCAAAUAUUUUCCCAAUUGUCAGUUUCUCCAAAAUCUGAAGUCCUGUGCAGAAGGGAUUCCAGACGAUCACAACCACUGUGAACUUUCUGAAUUAACGGACACCACAAGUGAAAGCUAUGGUCAAGAUUCAGCAGCAGUUAGUUCUGUAGUACCGGCAGCGGCCCAGGGUGAAGCCCAGUGGCUUCAGGAGGCGAAGAAUCUGAGCGAGCAGCUGAGAGAAUCCUAUACCAGUGCCAGUUUUCGCCACAUGUGCUUGCUUGAGGCCUCUCCCUCUCUGGCCACCGACCACUUGCUGGGUUGUGAUCUAGCCCUGGCUUUAAAACACAUCAGCAGUCCUGUGGAAGAGCCCGUGGUGUUGCCGGAGGUCUUUGCCAACUUGAACUCUGUCAUGUGUGUGGAGGGCGAAGCAAGUAGUGGAAAGACAGUCCUGCUGAAGAAAAUAGCUCUUCUAUGGGCAUCAGGAUGCUGUCCCUUGCUGAACAGGUUCCAGCUGGUCUUCUAUCUCUCCCUUAGUUCUACCAGACUGGACCAGGGGCUGGCCACCAUGAUUUGUGACCAACUCCUAAAAACGGAAGGCUCUGUCACCGAAACGUGCCUGAGGAACAUCAUCGAGCAGUUAAAGAAUCAAGUGUUAUUCCUUUUGGAUGACUACAGAGAGAUGUGCUCAGUUCCCCAGGUCAUAGAAAAACUAAUUCAAAAAAACCACUCAAGGAGCUGCUUAUUGAUUGGUGUACAUACAAACAGGGCCAGGGACAUCCGCCGAUACCUAGACACGAUUCUGGAGAUAAAAGUGUUUCCCUUCUAUAAUACCAUGUAUUUAUUACGGAAACUCUUUUCACACGAUAUGAGUUGUCUGCGAAAGUUUAUGGUUUACUUUAGAAUGAGUGAGAGUUUGCGGGGAAUUCACAAGACUCCUCUCUUUGUAACAUCACUGUGUGCUAACUGGUUGCAGUAUCCUUUGAACAAAGCCAUUGAUGGUGUGGCUGUUUUCAAGUCGUAUAUAGAAUGCCUUUUCUUAAAGCACAAAUCUAAAGCUGAACUUGUCAGAGCAACCGUGUCCUCUUGUGGCGAGCUGGGCUUGAAAGGUUUGUUUUCAUCUUGCUUUGAGUUCAGUGAUGAUGACCUUACAGAAGCAGGAAUUGAUGAAAGGGAAGGUUUAGUCUCGUGCCUCUUGAGCAAAUUCACAGCCCAGAGACUAAGACCGGUCUACCAGUUUCUAAAUCCCGCAUUCCAAGAAUUUCUUGCAGGGAAGAGGCUGAUUGAACUUCUGGAUUCUGACAGGCAAGAAGAUCAAGAUUUGGGACUCUCUUAUUUGAAACGAAUUAACUCAUCAGUGAAGGCUGUAGGUCUCUACAGCACUCUUUUGAAUUACGUCUCCUGCCACCCUUCAACAAAGGCAGGGCCAAAGAUUGUAUCUCAUUUGCUUCAUUUGGCAGAUAGUAAAGAGUCAUUGGAGAUAAUAUUGAAAAACAAUAACUACUUGAAGCACCAUCCAGAAAUUUCAGAGCAGUUGGAAUGUAUGAGGUCAGUGUGGCAGGUAUCUCCAGAAAGUUACUUUUCCAUCAUUUCAAACCGGUUACUGUCUCUUGCCAUAAAAAUUGCUUACCAAAGUCACACUGUUGCUGCCUGCUCUCCAUUUAUUUUGCAGUUCCUUCAAGGGAAAACCCUGAAUUUGGAUGUACUUAAUUUACCGUAUUUUUUUGACCACCCAGAAAGCCUAUUAUUGUUGAGGAGCAUCCAGGUCUCCAUAAGAGGAAAUGAGGUACACACACUAGAUUUGUCAAUCUUGGAAACAUGCAUAGACAAAUCACAGGCACCGACUGUUGAUCAGGACUGUGUUUCUGCCUUUGAAUCUGUGAGUGAGUGGAAGCAGGAUAUAGCUGAGAAAGAAGAAAACAUAAAGCACUUUGAGAACCUGAGACUCGCGAAACUACCAGACAUCAGUUCUGGCUACUGGCACCUUUCUCCAAAGCAGUACAAGAUCCCCCUUCUGGAAGUGCAUGUGUCUGGAGGGGCCACUGUGAACCAGGAGAUGCUCAGGGUUCUCACAGUCAUUUUCUCAGCCUCGCAGUGCAUCGAACUCCAUGUACAAAACAGCGGGGAAUUUAUGGCCGGCAUCAGCCCUGCUCUGGAGCAGAGUAAGGACUCUGUCACCAAGUGCUCAGUGUUCUGCCUGGAGCUGAGCACAGCAGAACAGGAAUUGCUUCUCACCCUGCCUGCCCUGGAGUCUCUUCAAGUCUUGGGGACAAGGCAGGUACCAGGUAAACUUCUUACUAAUUUGGACAAGUUCCUAUGCCUGAAAGAACUCUCUGUGGAUCUGCAUCAUCAACAAAAUGUUUUUGCACUCAUUCCUGAAGGAUUCUUCAAUCUCCACCGCAUGGAGAAAUUAUUGAUCCAAAUUUCAGCUGAGUAUAGUCCUUCUAAACUAGUUAAAUUAAUUCAGAAUUCUCCAAACCUUCAUGUUUUUCAUCUGCAAUGUAAUUUCAUUUCGGAUUUUGAAUCUCUCAUGACUGCACUUUCUUCCUGCAAGAAACUCAAAGAAAUUAAUUUUUCUGGAUCAUUUUUCACACCCAUCCCAUUUGUCACUGCUUUGCCAAAUUUUAUUUCCCUGAAGAUACUAAGUCUUAAAAACCAACAAUUUCCUGAUAAGGAAACAUCUGAAAAAUUUGCCUACACCUUAGGUUCUCUUAACAACCUGGAAGAACUGGAACUUCCUACUGGGGAUGGGAUUCAGCAAGUGGCCAAACUGAUCAUCCAGCAGUGUCAGCAUCUUCAGUUUCUUCGAAUUCUCUCAUUGUGCCAGAUUUUGGAUGAUGACAGUGUGAUGGAAAUUGCCAAGGUAGCAAUCGAUGGAGGUUUCCAGAAACUUGAGGACCUAAAUCUUUCAGUCAAUCACAAGAUUACAGAGGAAGGAUACAGAAAUUUCUUUCAAGCACUGGACAACAUGCCACACUUGAAAGAGUUGACUAUUUCUAGGCAUUUUACUAAAUGCAUCAAAGCUCAGGCCACAACAGUCAAGUCUUUGAGUCAGUGCAUGUUACGACUGCCAAGCCUCAUCAGACUUAACAUGUUAAGUUGGCUCCUGGAUACAGAAGACAUCACACUGCUUACUGCCAUGAAGGAAAGACAUCCUCAAUCUAAACGCUUAUUUAUUCACCGGAAAUGGGUACUGCCAUUCUCUCCAACUGUUCAGGAAUAGAAGAUGUACCUAAAAACUGAAUUACAAAUUUGUGUCAACAAUUCUAAAAACUUCCCUCUCCAAAAACAUUUUAUUAAGUCUUGCACACAAAAGGAUAUUUACAGUAAGGCAUGUUAAAGAAAACCCCAAAACCACUACCAGAACCUUUGCAGUCCCUGAAUGAUUCUCCCCAACUAAAUAGAAAUCAGUUCUUCAAUCAAGUUUAUACACCUAACCCUCCAUAAUUGAGGAUCAGCAUCCGGUUUUCAGACUCACUGUGGUAAGGAGGAUAAAAACAGCUAUGGGAAUGGAGUGAGGUACACAGAUGGGUCUUAGAGCCACAAUACGGAAGAAGUAUUCAAGUUACAUAUAAUGUGAAUUUCAAGCCUUUACCACCAGUCCAGUUUAAUCUUUUGUGGGCCAAGAGAUACGCCUUAAUACUUCUAAGAUUUGUUGGGUAUAUUAAUUUUGGUAUAAGAGGCCCAUACAAUGUAGAAGUAAGAUUUACGGGAAAAAGCUCCUAGCACAGAGGCUUUUGAUUCAACACUUACUGUAUCAGCAUAAAGUACAAAACAGCACUUCUAAGAUUCAGACUAAAAUGGAGAGGGCACAGCCCUCAACAUCAGGUUUGUUGAAAUGCAGCCCAAGAAGGUUUGAGCUUUGGGCAUUUGGCUGACGAAGUGCCUUAGAGGUAUUAGAGGAAGCCAUUCGUGUGGGGGUACUGCAUUAGAAAAACCACGCGUUGCGUCGAUCUGCUAGAAGAACACACUGGAAGCAGGGAAAGAAGUCUCUUGCUCCUACAGUGUCUUACCACUGCUCUCUGCUGACAAAGCUUUAUACUGUGCCUGCUGCGGGGACAGGUCGUUACAGAGUGAAGAUCUAUUACUGCAGAGAAGGGCAAUAAAGGCUGGAUUUGGACACGAGAAGCAACAACUUGAUAACUGAUAAAACUAUUACUUAUUAAAUAGCUUAGACCUAAACUAAAAGAACCUUGUUAGAUUUAAGAUUGAUAGGAUGCACAUAAAUAUUUAUAGAAAACGUCUUACAUGAUCUAGAAGACACAGGGAACCGGCUAAUGAUUGACUUCAGGGAGGGGGCCAGGAUAGCAAGGGAAUAGGAGGAAGGUCUGAUUCUUUUUUCUUUGCAGAUCUUUUGUACUAUUUGAAUUCUGUACCAUGUGUGUGUACUAUUAAAAAUGGUAUUUUAAAAACUAA